UGGGGCUUUAAGUCGUUGAUUAGGACAGCAGCACAGUUUUCUGUCCCAACUGCCCGGCUGGCUGGCUGGCUGCGUGUGCGUCUACAGCCCCCCUCUCUCACAUGCGCACACGCGCUCCCUUCGCAUCUAUCCACACACGCAGAGCUGAUCAGUGCAGCCGGAGCAGAGCCUGGUAAUUGUAUUGCUCCCUCCAAGUGGAAGAAAGGACGGAGAGAGAGAGAGAAAGUGAGAAAGUGGAAGAUCAGAGAAAGAAGAAGAGAAAGAGGAAACAUAUCAAAACUUUGACAUUUUAAGAAAAAAAAAAAAAAAAAAAAAACAUUUUUGCUGUUCUUCAGAGGAGGUUGAUGUGACAAUGACCCGUUAUCGCUGAUGGAGUCGGUAGGACACCCGUUAUCCGAGUGUUUUUUAAUGCACUCUGAACAAGAGUAGGCUGCUUUUACACUCUUAUCAUUCUCUUUCUCCCCCCUGAAACUUCCCGCCACUCAGAAUGAACUUAUCGAAGGGUCCAUUGGUGAACAGCAGCAGUGAAGAAAACUCCAAGUCAACAUAUGUUAAAUGCGGCGCUGGUGCCUGGAGGAUGCACCAGAGCUACGAUUCACUGGAAGCCAACCACAUGAGAGACGCACAUGCCCUCUACAACCCCAGGCUUCUCUGCAGAAUGUCCAGUAAGGAGCGCCACCUAGAGUCGAAUUGUCCGUCUUCUUACAUAAAGACUGAACCAUCAAGUCCUGCCUCUCUGACUGACAGUCUAAACCAUCACUCCCCUGGCGGCUCCAGUGACGCCUCUGGCUCCUACUCAUCCACAAUGAACGGCCACCCCAAUGGCUUGGACUCCCCAAGUCUUUACGGUACCAACACAGGACCCCUGGGACCUGCUGGAGGGCCCGGAUCGAAACGUUAUGAGGACUGUUCAUCAACAAUUGGAGAAGAUUCACAAAUUAAGUGCGAGUACAUGUUGAAUUCCAUGCCGAAGAGGUUGUGUCUGGUGUGCGGGGACAUUGCAUCAGGGUACCAUUAUGGAGUUGCAUCAUGCGAGGCAUGCAAGGCUUUUUUCAAACGCACCAUUCAAGGCAACAUUGAGUACAGCUGUCCCGCCACCAACGAGUGUGAGAUCACCAAGAGGAGACGCAAGUCAUGCCAGGCCUGCCGCUUUAUGAAGUGUCUGACUGUGGGCAUGCUGAGGGAGGGUAAGGGAAAAGGUGUUCGUCUGGACAGGGUUCGUGGUGGAAGGCAGAAAUACAAACGCCGAAUAGAUGCAGACAACAGUCCUUACCUGAACCCACAGCUGGCUUUGCCCCCAAAGAAGCCAUUUGCCUUUGGCUGCCUUGCAGAUAACAAAAUCGUGUCUCACCUGCUGGUGGCUGAGCCAGAAAAGAUUUACGCCAUGCCUGACCCAACAGUACCUGACAGCGACAUCAAGGCCCUCACCACACUGUGUGACCUGGCGGACAGAGAGUUGGUAGUCAACAUUGGCUGGGCCAAACACAUCCCAGGUUUCUCCACACUGUCUUUGGCAGACCAGAUGAGUCUACUGCAGAGUGCAUGGAUGGAGAUAUUGAUUUUGCGUGUUGUGUACCGCUCCCUCUCCUUUGAAGACAAACUGGUUUAUGCUGAGGACUACAUAAUGGAUGAAGACCAGUCAAAACUUGCAGGCCUUCUGGAUCUGAACAACGCCAUUCUUCAGCUGGUCAAGAAAUAUAAGUCUAUGAAGCUGGAGAAGGAAGAAUUUGUGACUCUCAAAGCCAUCGCUCUGGCUAACUCAGACUCCAUGCAUAUUGAGGAUGUAGAUGCAGUAACGAAGCUCCAAGAUGUUCUUCAUGAGGCCCUGCAGGACUAUGAGGCCUCCCAGCACCAGGAGGAUCCCCGCCGGGCUGGCAAAUUGCUUAUGACUCUCCCCUUACUCCGUCAGACCUCAACAAAGGCUGUACAGCAUUUCUACAGUAUCAAGCAGGAUGGGAAGGUCCCAAUGCACAAACUGUUCUUGGAGCUGCUGGAAGCAAAGGUCUGAGUGCUGGAACUGGAUGGAGUGACAAAUAGACAUCAGUCUGACCAAUGUGAGCUUCAAGUUAAACUUUGAUCAACAACUUUGAAUGACCUCUUGUUCUUUUACAUGCAGAUACUCUUAUAUUGCAUACGCAGAAAUACAAACACACACAAAGAAAAAUUCUUAAAGAUUUUGGCUGACACCCCCCCUACAGAAUCAAUCAAACCUAUAUCCCAGAAUGCUAAAGCACUAGUUGAUGACUGAACAGCAUUCAAUGGAAUCUGUUUGGAUGGAGACAGGGACUGAAGUACUCAAACCCUACCCCAUAACCAAUGAAAGACUCGUCAGAACAGGCACUUAUUAAGAUCUAUCAAACAAUUCCCAACAGAAAUCAGUUUUGUGACAGAACUUUUAUGUAUCGAGUUGAAAUGUGAAUCCAAAAUAAUUGAGGACAUAUUACAGACAAUAAAACACUCCAUAUUAGCUCUGGAAAACUCUGACUGUACCUACUUUUUCGUUCCCUACUCCUUUUUCAUUUAAAAUUUUGUUGUUUUUUUAUUUCAAGGACAACUGAGUGGGAAAAAAUCAACACUUACUGAGAUUUUGUUGUAAGUGCAAAUGUACAGAUUAAUUUGGAUGGAUGAACUGAAAGAGGAGAAGAGGAAAUUUCCCCUGCCAAAGAAUGGAACCACCCAUUCAGAGGAUGCCAGCAAGCUUUACAGUCAUAUUACCCCACUGUUCUGGUUUUAGGUGCAUUCCAGUCCUGGUCCUGAUGUAUACUUGUUGCUGGGACCUUGGAUGGAAACAACCAUUGUAACAAUCAGCUCCAUUUUUUCAGUAACACUUGAAAAGUUGCUGCUGUUUUGUGCAGAUGAUUGAUUCUGGUCAACCAAAAAUCUCAGCUGUGUUUGUGUUGUUAAGAAUCUGAAAGUUAUAUUAAAAAGGGCAGGUGUUGUUCUGCAAAACUACAUUUAAUUCUAAACACUUAAAUGUUAUGAUCAACUUUGCAAAUCAAAGCUGUCUUCCUAAAAUAUAUUUUGAACAGUUGACUUUUUCUUUGGUUAUAUAGUGUGUCAUUCACUCCUCUUAUGUUUGGACAUUUGUUUGAGAUAUUUUUACCUGAUUAACAGCCAGGAAUUGAGCUCUCCACAUACAAAGCUUGCACCAGUUUCACUCUCUCAGUUAAAAAUGGUCUGGCCCAAGAUUACCUUCCACACUCCAAAGUCUCACCUCAGCAGAACUCUCCUCACCCUAAAGUGUUCACAACUCCUAUCUACUUUCUUGCAGCAGUGCAGACAGAUUUUUGUGACUCACUCAGGAAUUGUAGCAUAAGAUUCAGUCAAUGAACAAAAUACAAAAAUCAGAAGGAAACGUUUGCCUAAUUAACUAACCUUAAGACAACUGUUGUUGCUUUGAAAUUCUUUUCAUUAAUUUCACUUAAGAAUCAUAAUAACGAUACAAAUUUAGGUGUUGUAAAUAUUAUCUUCAUGUAUAUGACAUAUAAACCAGCUUUGGUUUAUUUUAAAAUUGUCUUCUUAUAACUGAAUAAGUCAAUGUCUUUUCAUUCCAUGAGCCUAACCACUUUCAACAUAUUCACAUAUAUAUAACAAAUAUCACAAGUAAUACUCUAUAAACAAAUCAUUUUCUCUUAAAACACUAAGCAAUAAUGGUUUUUAAUGUAAGGAUUUGGGUAGUUGGAAAGAGCCCACAGUAUUAACUUAUUGUGCCAGUCUGAACUUUGGGAAAGAAUAUGUUAAAAAAUUGCUGCUUCUCUUUAUCUCUGUAUAACUUAUUAGCUGUUUGGAGAAACUCAACCCUAAAUUUGAUGCAGACUGUUAUUUGUAAGCUAGAUCAACCAGGAUAUCCUGGGCAAGAUGCUGGAUUUGGUUUUCGAUUCUACCAGUUUAAUGUUGGUGCAUGCACUAUUCUUUGAAUCUUUUUGGAUAGAUGUCACGAGAUUUAGGCAACAAAGUUUCUUUGAAACUAACAAAUAAAACAUCAGUCUAAAUUUUCAACAUUAGUAGAAAUUAUUUGGAAUCAGCCAAGAAAGUGCAUUAAAUUAAAGUUUGCUUGUUGAAGUAUUGGUGCUAGCAAAAAAGAAACAUCAGUUGGAUUGUGUCAUAUUCAUGUCCACAUCCUAUUCACUCGCUGUCAUAGACUAACAGCAUGGGGGUGGGGUGGGGAGGAUUAAUCCCUUAAAUAGUUGUUUUGCAUAAAACUUCAACUUUAUCCUUUAAGUUGCUGCUAAAUCCUGUUUUGGUAACAAUUAAAAUCUAAAUUGAGGCAUAGUUACGUGAUGGUUAUUGAUAUUUAUAUACAUUUACCUGUGGAAUUUGAACAUUAAGUGAAACUGCUUAACAAGGUCACAAAUACGACGACAUAAAAACCUUGAGACCCUUUUUUACGUUGGAAAGUAGAUUUACUUGGAUUGAAUUAAAAUCUGUGCUAGCUAGCUUCAUUCUUGUAAAGAAAAGUGUAUUACUAUACUAAAAUUCAGUAUAAAUGCAAAUAAACUGAAAGGUAUAGAUGGUUAAAAAUAAUAGGCCUAUAGACAAAAGGGAAUCGGGAGAGUUUAUCAAAUGCGUUUUUACUAAUAUUCAUUGACGUGCCUCCUGUCUGGCUAACCUAAUUAGCUUGUGGCUCAUCCUUUAAAUCUGCCUCAUAACUUGUGUAUAACCUGGACUGUUAAGGCCUUUUAGAAUAGUGAUUUAAGAUGUUUUUUUAUCUAACUAAGCUAUACUGUAGCUUUUGAUGGUUUAAAAUGAGGAAUACAUUUUUACGACAGCAUUUUGUUUACUAUAUAUAAUAUUUUCUUUUUAUCUAAAUUCACUGUUUCUCUUGAAGAAAGUAUUUGAGUAGCAAGGGCAAAAACUGUUUGGUUUUAUUAUAAACUCAUAAAAGAAGGUAUCCUAUUUCAGAUCGGGAACAAGAUGCAUAUCGCGUGGUUAACUAAUCACAGCUUUAAUGGGAAGACAGUUGCCAUUUCCUUAGGAUUAUUUUGUUUUGCUUUUACUGUAUGUAAUUUCUAAAGCCAAAUAAGAAUGCCAAAAUAUUUAUUGUAGAUGACACUGUAAUCUUCUGUAAAAUGGCAACAUUUCACAGCUGAGAAGUGCAGCAGUUUGUGUAGCUCACCUCUAACAACAUGUCCUGUAUCCAUGAUCAGUAUUUUUAGUAAGGGGGAUUUCCUUAACCUUCUUAAACUUGCUGUAUAUUGUAAAUUAUGCAGAUAAUAAUUCUAGCAUUACACAUUUUAUUGUUAAAAAAUGAAGAAAAACUGUGGAAAAAAAAUGUAGUUCAGCUUCUGUGUUUCAUGUUUGCUGUUUUUCCUGUCAAGAAAAAGAGCUCUGUCUUUUAUUUAUUUAGUUUUAAUUUGUAAGUUGUCUCUAAUUUUUCUUUCCUCAUGUGUUGAGAGUCUUCUUAAGACGUUGCUGUGUAAUUUAUCUUGUGGUGAUUUGUGCUGUGUGCUUCUUCUUUAGACAACAGCGCAGAGUAGAGGCCAUGUUGUUUGUCUUUUUGUCCUAUCAAUCCUUUGGGGUCUGGGCACUGGAGUUUCUCAUAAUGAAACAAACAUGACAUAAGGCUUUUUAACUAGGUUACCAGGAUCAAAUUACAGCAUUCAUCUCUACCAAACUACGAAUAAUUUAAUAUCAUGUAUCUAAAUGAAGAAACACAUUAACAAAUAUAAAAAAAAAAAAAAGAAAAAUUUUUGUAACACUCCUGUAGAAUAUACUGCAUAUGUUUAGGAAAAUUAAGCUGAAAUUAAAGGACAUUGGAGUAAUUAAUAGGUAAAACUUUUUUUUUUUUUACAAACACUGUACAUAACUGCCCUAUGUAAAGCUCAGCUCAGUCAUUAUUUUUGCCCUUUCAGAUGAAAAAAGUAACAAAAACCAACAAAAAAAAACUGGAGAAUUUUGUUUUUCCUAAUGAAGAAAUCUUACUACUUCCCCAGACAUCCAUGGCAUUGUGGAGACAUGGUAUAGCCCAAAUUUAAACAGCAAAGGCACAUGUUUAAAAUCACACCAUUACCACUGUUAUAUCAUGUGUUGUUUUAAGACAGUGAAAUUUGCUAAACAUAGACAAAAGACUUGUAAUUAAAGUUCUAUGGUACAAAAGUUGAUUUCCCUGAUUUGUUUGUAAGUUUUAAUAUUCUUGACCACUGUCCCCUUGUCAGGAAAAUUGUGUUAAAUGCAGUCCACUGUACAUUAUUCCACACAGAGUAUGGAGAUAUCUCUUCUGACUAUUGUUUUUUUUUAUUAUUUGUCAAUUGUCUUAAGCAGCCCUUUGAACUCCUGACCUGUUCAACAUGCCGAAGGGUGUUAAAUAGGUGAUAAAGGCUGAACAGAAUCUAUGUGCUUGUACCUGGAAAUGGUUUACACUGGUGACCCUUAUUAUGGCAAAUUAAGAUAACUUGAUCAAACCGAAAGCCACAAUUUGUGGAGUUUAAUAUUUUACCUUAUGCACUUUUUUCUUGUUAGGAUUAUUCUCAAAACAAUGUAUGACAACUUUUCUAAAGUAACAAAUUUUUUUGUGUUGCAUUGUAAAGCCAAACAGUGAUAUGUAUUUUAUUAUUAGGUUUCUGAAUUUAGAUGUAAUCUACAUGAAUUACCAACACCAAAACUGGUAUUUCCACAAAGAGCAGUGGAAGAUGAACUAUCUAGGUUUUUUGUUGGCCUGGUUAUACCAAGAUUUUGACUAGUUUGCACUGUGGGAAACAUCUUGUUCCUCUAAUUGGAUGCUUAGACAAAUUAACCACCAAUACCUUAAUAUUUUAGAAGGGUUACCCUUAAGCAAGGGGGAAACUAAUUGACCCAUAUUGGCAAAUCACAAUUCAUUAUUGAUAUCUUAAAAUCUACAAAGACCAAAAUUUUGUAAUCUAUAGCUCUGCAGUAUUUGUCAUUUAGAUAUAUUUAAUCCCAAGAAAUGUAACUGCCACUUGUGCUACAACAUAUUUCCAGUCUGAAUUAGCAAAAGUGAGAACAUUUAAGGGAGAGAGAAACUUUGGGGAAAAUAGUUGAUUUUCAAGCAUGCAAGGCACUUGAAUGGAGGAGAAAAAUUCCUGAUAAAGACCUUCUACUAUUACUGAGAACAUGUUUGUAGAUUUUAGAUGUGUUUCACAUCAAUAAAUAGAAGGGGGGAAAAGAAGACCAAUAACCUGUAUAUUUUUUGUGACGUGUAUCAUACGAUUGUGCUCCAACAAUAAUGUCCAUUUGUGUAAAUGUAUUUAUUUCACAUUGUAUAUAUUGUUCAUUGCAAAAAGAGAGACCUAUGAUUCUGUAACUUAAACUAUUAUGGGUUUAAACAUUACAUGUGUUACUCCAAACUAUGCCUUUCAGGAUUAUUAUUGUAGAGCAAUAUCAAUUAAAACCAGGCUUCCAGUUUUGAAAA
This is a messenger RNA of Cyprinodon tularosa, 7369 nucleotides long. It is a transcript of the gene esrrga, whose product is annotated as estrogen-related receptor gamma a. Gene Ontology annotation, cellular component: nucleus. The coding region runs from base 488 to 2008 and encodes 506 amino acids. The record is from RefSeq and is a predicted model, not a curated record. The transcript has 9 exons. Gene Ontology annotation, biological process: regulation of DNA-templated transcription. Lineage: Eukaryota; Metazoa; Chordata; Actinopteri; Cyprinodontiformes; Cyprinodontidae. Gene Ontology annotation, molecular function: nuclear steroid receptor activity; DNA-binding transcription factor activity; sequence-specific DNA binding.